This is a messenger RNA of Dromiciops gliroides (monito del monte), 2307 nucleotides long. Its product is annotated as zinc finger protein 2 homolog. Bases 1 to 2307 code for a protein of 768 amino acids. Gene Ontology annotation, biological process: regulation of DNA-templated transcription. The transcript has 5 exons. The record is from RefSeq and is a predicted model, not a curated record. Lineage: Eukaryota; Metazoa; Chordata; Mammalia; Microbiotheria; Microbiotheriidae.
AUGGAAGCGAGCUCACCACAGGAGAACACCCCAACCAAUCAGCUGGAAGCCGCGUGGAAGGCCCGCCCCUUCCGGGGAGGCAGGAGGGAGGGGCGGUGUUGGUGGAUUUCAGUCGGGGCUGGGACCACGUGGCGGCACAGAAGCCCCGGGCCUGGCGCGCUGGUCUCUGCUCGAGGACAGCCGGGCUUCCCUCUCCUGGCACGGACACGUGUCCUCUCUCCAGUGCCUUUAAUAGAUACCGAAUGCCCAGACGGGGGCCAGGUGAAGGGACCCCCCCGCACUGGGUUUGACCCGUCCCAGCCCUCCGAACGGACCCGCCAGGAGUUGGUGACCUUCCAGGAUGUGGCUGUGGAUUUCACCCAGGAGGAGUGGCGCCUCUUGGACCAUUCUCAGAGAGAGCUGUACAAGGAGGUCAUGCUGGAGAAUGUCCAGAACCUGCUCUCUGUGGGAUUUCCAGUUUCUAGAGAAGAUUUGCCUUCCCCUUUCCAGGAAGGGGAAGCACCAGGGAUGGUAGAAGAAAAAGGUGCAAGGAGCUCCUGUCCAGGUGCAGAGACCAGGUUUGAAGUGAAGGAGAUGACUACAAAGGUGGACAUUCUUGUGGAAGAAUGUUUCUAUCAGAGAUUUCAGAGUAAAAAUGGUGCCUGUGACUUCAGUUUGAGAGACAUCUGUGGCUCUAAUACCAAGGUGGAUAAAAAUACUAAGAGUAUCUGGAAGUUUGGUGAAAUUGGAGAGGCCUUCACACAGUCUUCAGUCUUAAAUAACAGGAAGAGAAGGACUUCAUGGAAUGAAGGUGUUCAGGACAGUGAAGAUAAUAAAUGGUUUCCUCAACAACUAAAGGCUCAUGAGAAGUCUCUACAAAUGCAAAUGGAUCAAGGUAAUCAUCUGGAAAUGGCCUUGAAUUUAAAUUCUGAUCUCAUUAGACAUCAGAAAAGUGACACUGGAGAAAUGCCUUAUGUAGCUGACAAACAUGGGAAGGCCUUCAGUCAGAGCUCUAAGCUCAUUACUCUUCAGAAAAUUCACAGUAGAAAGGAGCCUGUUGAAUACAAUGAAUGUAAAGCAACCUUCUCCCUUCACUCAUCUCUUCCUUGCCAUGCUGGAUUUGACCAUGGAAUGAAAAGAUAUGCAUGUCAUCAUUGUGGAAAGGCCUUUGCUUCAAACUCAGAUCGUAUUAGUCAUCAGAACAUUCACACUGGAAAAAAGUUUUAUGAAUGUAAUGAGUGUGGAAAGACUUUCACACGGGAAUGGCUUCUUGUUCAUCAGAGAAUCCACACUGGAGAGAAACAUUAUGAAUGUAAUGAGUGUGUAAAGACUUUCAUAAAGAGUUCCCUUCUUGCUAAGCAUCAGAGAAUCCACACUGGAGAGAAACCUUAUGAAUGUAAUCAGUGUGGAAAGGCUUUCACAGAGAGAUCCAGUCUUGUUAGACAUCAGAGAAUCCACACUGGAGAGAAACCUUUUGAGUGUAAUCACUGUGAGAAGGCUUUCACUGAGAGGUCCACUCUUGCUAAGCAUCAGAGAAUCCACACUGGAGAGAAAACUUAUGAAUGUAAUCAAUGUGGAAAGAUUUUCAGAAGGAGUUCCAAUCUUGCUAAGCAUGAGAAAAUCCACACUGGAGAGAAAACUUAUGAAUGUAAUUAUUGUGGAAAGACUUUCACAAAGAGUUCCCUUCUUGCUGAACAUCAGAGAAUCCACACUGGAGAGAAACCUUACGAAUGUAAUCAGUGUGGAAAGGCUUUUGCACAGCUUUCCGGUCUUUCUAACCAUCAGAAAGCCCACACUGGAGAGAAACCUUUUGAAUGUUUUCAGUGUGGGAAGACUUUCAUACAGAGUUCUCAUCUUGCUGCACAUCAGAGAAUCCACACUGGAGAGAAACCAUUUGAAUGUCAUCAGUGUGGGAAGGCUUUCACAAUGAGGUCCACUCUUGUUGCACAUCAGAGAAUCCACACUGGAGAGAAACCUUUUGAGUGUAAUCACUGUGAGAAGGCUUUCACAGAGAGGUCCACUCUUGUUAAGCAUAAGAGAAUCCACACCGGAGAGAAACCUUUUGAGUGUAAUGACUGUGGAAAGACUUUCACAGAGAAUUCUAGUCUUACUAAGCAUAAAAGAACCCACACUGGAGAGAAACCUUACGAAUGUAAUCAGUGUGGAAGGGCUUUCACAUCGAGCUCUAAUCUUUCUGCACAUCAGAGAAUCCAUGCUGGAGAGAAACCUUAUAAAUGUUAUCAGUGUGGAAAAGCUUUCACACAGAGUUCCAGUCUUCAUAAGCAUAAGAGAAUCCACACUGGAGAGAACCUCUUGAAUGCAAUCUAG